AUGAAUAUUAAGCGCAAGUUUGUUGCUGACGGUGUUUUCUAUGCUGAGUUGAACGAGUUCUUUACUCGCCAGCUUUCGGAGGCUGGAUAUGCUGGCCUUCAGAUCAAAGUCACCGCACAUCGUACAGAAAUCAUCAUUAGAGCCACUAGACCAAACUUGGUCCUUGGUGAACGUGGAACGCGCAUCAAAGAGCUCACCAUGCUCAUCCAAAAGCGCUUCCAAUUUGAAGAUGGCAAGAUCGAGCUUUUCAUUGAACGUGUUGAGAAUCGUGGACUUUGUGCUAUUGCCCAAUGCGAAUCUCUUCGCUUCAAGCUCCUUGCGUCCGUUGCUGUGCGAAAAGCAUGCUAUUCUGUCCUUCGUUAUGCUAUGGAAGCUGGUGCUAAAGGCUGUGAGGUUAUUGUCUCUGGUAAAAUCCGUGGACAACGUGCAAAGGCAAUGAAAUUUUCAGACGGAUUUUUGGUCCACUCCGGUCAACCUUCUGCCGAUUAUAUUGAUUCCGCUACGCGCCACGUCCUUCUUCGUCAAGGUGUUUUGGGUGUAAAGGUUAAAAUUAUGCUUCCAUACGAUCCAACUGGUCGCACUGGUCCUAAAAAACCUCUCCCAGAUCAAGUCCUUAUUUAUGAGCCCAAAGAGGAUGAAAAUCAUAUGAACGUUACCGUGGAAACCCAAGACUUUACUCUGCGCCCUCAACACAUCACCGAAGGUAUUUCCCGAAUCGCUCUGAGCAAUUAA
Messenger RNA from Mitosporidium daphniae, 732 nucleotides. Its product is annotated as putative 40S ribosomal protein Rps3. The coding region runs from base 1 to 732 and encodes 243 amino acids. Gene Ontology annotation, molecular function: RNA binding; structural constituent of ribosome. NCBI's taxonomy places the organism in Eukaryota, Fungi, Microsporidia. Gene Ontology annotation, biological process: translation. The record is from RefSeq and is a predicted model, not a curated record. The transcript has 2 exons. Gene Ontology annotation, cellular component: cytosolic small ribosomal subunit; nucleus.